AUGUUAAACGGUGGAAAAUAAGCGAUCUCUAAGAACUCUGGCAUGAAUUUGAAUAAGAACGAGAGCUCUGAAGAUUUGAUGCGCUAGGAACUGGACGAAGGCAGGGCUAGCUACAUGACUGAAUUCAACAUUAGGAGCCCUAACAUUCAGAAGAAGAGGAUGGAAUUCGGCAAUAGCAGCGGAACUUCUGGGUUGAUGAAUGAAUAUGUUUGGCAAUUUUCAAAGAAAAAUUAUAAUAAUCAGGAUGGGAUUACUCUCGAAACUGAUUUCACUAGACUAGACGUAAGGGUCAGCAAGAUUGCAGACAAAUGGGCGAGAUCUAUUGUCCUAGAUAAAAAGGGAAAGUUGUACCAAUGGUAGUCUUUGGGUAGAUUCGAUGAGGAUUCAAAAUAAUCCCAACAUCAGCCAAAUGAAGAAAAGUUACUGCAAGAAAUUUAGGCACAAAUAGAUGGAAAACCACUUUAACGCUAAGUCAUUAAGGACAUCGCCUGUAAUUCCAGCUGUCUAUUCCUAGCUACUGAGAAUGGAGAAGUUUUGAUUGGCAAAGUAAAAAAUCAAGAAGAUGAAAACGACAAAGUAAAUAAUAAUAAUGCAUUUGAAAAAAGACUCAACAAGAUAAGAAGUACUGACAAAAUAAGUUUCAGCUUCUUCAAGAUGAAUUCUAUCUAAUCUCACUUUAUAUCUCAAAUAUCCUGUGGAAACAACCAUGCAAUACUUUUGACCUCAUCAGGAUUUGUAUACUCUUUUGGAAAAAAUCACUUAGGUCAGCUUGGACAUCCAUCAUAGAGUGAAGAUUUAAAUGAGCCUCUAAUUAUUUUCUCACUCCUAAACUUAAAAGUGUUUUCUAUUGCUUGUGGUAAGCAUCACAACAUAGUGAUUGGAUCUUCAAGAGACACAAUGGCUUCAACAUUUUAAAUCUAUUCUACUUAAAAUGCCCUUUUUACAACUAUUGAUAAGAAUAAAACUUUAGUUUACUCAUGGGGAAAUAACACUCAUGGAUAACUUGGAUUAAACGAUACAAAUGAUAGAAAUACUCCUACUCUUGUUGAGAGUGUACUUGAUUAUAAUUUCAAGAAAGCACAUUGUGGUAGCUAUCAUUCGGGACUGCUUGAGGAAAAUGGAUGUUUAUUUAUGUUUGGUAGCAACCAAUUUGGAUAGACUGGUGUCAAUUCAGAGUAAGAUCAGUUAGAGCCAUAGUCUUUAUUUUCAUAUUAUGAGCAAUCCAACGAAGAAGGUAGCACCUAUAAGUCAAGUGGACAUCAAGAUCAGUUUUAAAUGAUCAUCACAAAAUUUAUCUUGGAUUUUAAUUGCUCCUCAAAUUCAACAAUUUGCUAUACAGACGAAUAAGAAGUAUUAUUAUGGGGAAAAAACUUUUUUGACACAAAAGAGGCAUAAAAUUUCUAUGAACCUGUAAUUCUGCUGAAAAUAGAUGAAUCUAUUCUCAAUCGAACAAGAACUGAUAGCUAAAUUGUAGAUAGGAUAUAAACUCUUAAAAACGAGGGGCUAUUGAUAUUUUCUAGAUAAAGUUAGAAAUCUGAUGUUUAGGAUCAAAGUUUUGCCAGUAGCUAUAUGAAUAGAGAUCAUUCUUUUUAAAUGAGUUAGGGCAACUCGUUUUUGAAAAAUUAAAAUUAUGGAAGUGGUAGGAAUGGUUUAUUCUAAAUGCCAUAAAAUUCUGGAUAGUAUUCAACAGGUAUUUCAUUUAACAAAGAGUUUGAAAAUCUUCUACAAUAUAUUGCAAUUACAGCAGGAAAUACAAAUAUGCCUGAUGGAAUAAAACCAAUGACUUUUAGGCCAAAUAAUUUGCCACCUAAAACCAAUGAGGAAGAAAAGCUUCAUUAAAAACUAGUAGAGGAUAACAGAAAACAAUAUCUUAAGAAGGUUCGUGACAGAGAAAAAAUGAUGGAGAAAAAAAGAGUAGAAUAAGAGAAGAGAGAAAAAAGAUUACAAGAAAUGAAAGAAAUUUGGGAAAAUGAUUUACUCCCAAAUUGGGAUUAAGUAAAAAGGACUAAAAGAGUAAGAGAAUUAUGGAUUGAAGGAUUGCCAUCAGUUAUAAGAGGCAAAGUUUGGUUCUAUGCAUUUGGAAAUAGAAAUUCAAUCUCUAAAGAUUUUUACUAUAUUAUGGCAGAUAAAGGAAAAAAACUAAGGAAAUUAUUGAAAGAAAUCACUAUUGUUGAUUAAGAGAUAAUUGAUAAUGGCGGUUAACCACGGACAGGAUAUGGCUCAUCUGACAAAGAAAAUGAAAAUUUAUAGUCAUCAGGAUUGCUUACUGAGGAAUAAAAGUUAAAGUAAGGAUAAUAAGCAUAAUUUGGAUCGCCGAAACUAUAAGAACUAAACCAGAGAUAUGAUAAAUUAAGAAAUAAAUUAAACUUUUUAAUCGGUAUCGAAAACUAGACUAUUUAGAACAGAGAAAGAAGUAUUAGUAUAAUAGAGACUGAUCUACCAAGGACCUUCCCCUUACUUGGACUAUUCAAACAGGGAGGUAUGCACUAUGAAUAACUAUAAAGAAUACUAGAGGCAUUCACAUUACAUAGGCCAGAUAUUGGUUAUGUGUAAGGAAUGUCUUACGUAGCAGCUGCUCUACUUUUAUACAUGGAUGAACACUCUGCUUUCAUUACUUUUUGCAAUAUGAUCACUAAAUAUCCUAUAAUGCCCUUCUAUACAUUCAACGAAAUAUAAAUAAGAAAGCUCCUACAGUUAUUUAAACAAGUAUUCCAACAUAAUCUUCCAGAUCUUUGUGAACACCUUGAAUCUGAAAAUAUAUAACCAAAAUAAUACGUCUAUGAGUGGUUUAUGACAGUAUUUACGAGAGCGUUAAAUAUUAGUUUACUCAGCAGAGUUUGGGAUUUCUACUUUUUGGACGGAAUAUUCGUCCUUUUCCAAACUGCAAUAGCCAUUUUAAGAAUACUGGAGAAACCACUAUUGCAGCAAGAUUUUGAAGGAAUCAUGAAAAUUAUCAAAAACGUAUCCGAUUAUGUUAAUGAUGAAGAGGAAUUAGUAAGCUUCAUUUAUGAUGUGAGUUAUCCAAAGUGGAUAUACGAUGAGCUACCGAAGCUAGAAUUCGAAUUUUUGAACACAGUCGUCUAAGAAGAAAGCAGUAAAAAGGGACCGAUAGACCAGGUAAAUUUGUCCAAGAGCAAGCAAAUGCUUAAGAGGUAUAUCGCCGAAAUGGGAAGCAUUAAAGAGGGCAAGGGACUGAGCUACCCUGAAAGGCCAUCUCACUAAAGUCAGAUCAAAAUAGUAGCUCCUAAGCCUGUUAGGGCGAGACCUCUCGCGGUAAAUCACAUGACUCAAUUCAAAUGGAUCGAAACUUCACCAGUCAAGAGUGAAAAUACUGAUUUAUCGAUUGCAAUUUAAGAAGAGAAGAGUAAAAACAUUUCUUAAGAAACUCAAUUGAAAGUUGAUACUCAUAAUAAAAUGCCGAGAUUAAACUUUUAAAUUGAAUAAAAUUUGAGUUACGAAGAUGAAUCCCUUCAGAUAAAAAGCAAAGGCAACAACUCACCAAUGAGCUAGCUUCAAUCUAUCAUGGAAGCUGAGCAAGAACUCAAUGAAAUAUUCUCAAAGAAUAAGAAUGGCAGAAACAAUGACUUUAGCAGCGGUAGUUUUCGUUUAGCACCACCAUAAUGGAGCCCGAACAAGAAUUGUGAUUCAUUUUAAAUGGAUAAUUUAAAUUCAACAAAUGACAGCUAGAUCUCUCAGAGUACAGCUGGAUUUUCUAAGUUCGGCCACUUCAAGGCACCCAUUAAGAGGCCAUCUCAAAACACUAACAGCAAUUUCUAAUUCAAUCCUAAGAAUUCACUCAUUGGUGGUGGAGUCCAUUGCAAUUCGCAAGAGAUGAUUCCCUCAUCAAGAGUUUCACAAGGAAUGAUGAACACCUAAGAUUCCUAGAACUGUACAAACUAUAUGUUUGCAUUCUCUCAAACAACUUCGCCAACAGCAUACUCCAAUGGAAUAAAUCCAUUUUCAUUCGUUGAACAGCAUUCGGGGGCAUUUUCAAUGAAUAAUCAGAGCUGGUUAAAUGGUAGCAUUUAUCAUCACUAAUAAUAUGAUUAACAGCAAUAACAACAAUUCGCUCAUGUGAAUUCUCACAUGCAGCAAAACAACUAUAAUGACUCAUUGUAAAUGUAAGCAUAGCAGCAGCAUUAUAACCUUUAAUAACAAUUCUCAUCUCUAAACAUAUCAAAUUCAGCCCCUGAGUUUAAAAACAACUACCUCUAGCAUUAUUCCGCACAUUACUCGAUACAAAACACAGAAUACCAAUAGGAUAACUUAGGUAUGUAGUAGUAACAUCUUAACCCAUAACAAUACUUAACCUAAACUCAAAUUGAUUAUGAUAAUCAUCAUAAGAUUUGUUUGAGUGAUAGGUCACACCAUCCUUAGGCAUAUGCUAGCUACUACCAGAAUUGUAUCACUACUGGGACAAAUUAAGUGACUCACGCCUCUGCCAUUGAUUCUAAUUUACAAAAAGAAUUCAUGCAUUAAUCUUCUAGCACAGUACUUUAAAGAUCUCGAAUGAUGAAUUAAAGUAUUUAACAGUCGAAGCAAGAAACUUUUUGA
This is a messenger RNA of Stylonychia lemnae, 4554 nucleotides long. NCBI's taxonomy places the organism in Eukaryota, Ciliophora, Spirotrichea, Sporadotrichida, Oxytrichidae. The record is from the annotation of a GenBank genome assembly.